AUGUUCGACCAAAAACCAUUGGACCCUGCUAUGGGCAACUUUGGCAAGUUUCCACCAGAGAUUAUCUUCAAGAUCCUAGACAAGCUCUUAGGGGGCUCUCCUAGAUUGACACACGAGAACUUUCAUUCCAUUAACCAGCUGAUGAAAACCAACAAGACAGUAGAAGAAUACAUCAAACUCGGAUGGAUGGAUAGCAAUACCCCGAACAGUCUCAAGCAGCGCGUGAAUGCCGUCGUGUGGUACCCAAACAUCGAUGUUGCGAAAACAGCUUUGAUCCUCCAGGGCGUAGAACCCGACACCUUCCCCAUAUUAGAUCCCCACGCUCUAGGCCCCGAUCUCAUCACCGGUAUCCUGCAUGAUGACUGCGAUCAGUGCUUCGAGUGGUUCGCCGAGAUGGUGCCUGGUACUCAUAUGGGAUGUUGCAACGAGUGCGGUAGGACGUUCAGGUCUCUAUCAAUCGACGCUAAACUUGAAAAGUUUGGACAACAAGCACUACCGACAGACAUGUACGACUACAACAACAUUUCUUUUGACCUCUAA
Molecule: messenger RNA, 540 nt
Organism: Penicillium robsamsonii
Lineage: Eukaryota; Fungi; Ascomycota; Eurotiomycetes; Eurotiales; Aspergillaceae
Exons: 1
Coding region: 1-540 (179 amino acids)
Source: RefSeq, a predicted model, not a curated record